AAAAAACCUAUGUUGCUCUGGUAGUAUGAUACACCUGCUCAGAUAACUAAUAAUGAUUUUUAUAAUAAUCAUUUUAGCUGGAGUCAUUGUUAAGUUCGCUCUACAAAUCCAGACCUUCUUGAGUCUUUUUCCUCACUGAAAUACGGAAGACUAAUGAAUAUUAUACUAUAAACGAGGUUGAUUCGUCUGCCGAUGUGAAGAAUAGAUUCGAGUAAUCCAGUAAAUACAUAUCAUUAAGUAUAUACAGAGAGCAUGUGUUUGUGAGGACUACGUGCAUUUUAAAUUGGCCGGAUUUUGAAUAGAAGUUGGCGCAAAAGGAAGCGAAGUCUCUUGGUCAUCACAAUGCGCGUGUGGUAGCUGGUGAAGUGCGCGGUUCAACAGUUUUGCGCAUUAUUCUGGGUUAGUGGGCUUUGCUGAAGCAGCUGGAGCUCUGUGGCGAUGAUACUGACUGAUGAAUAUUUCUGAUCUUUAAGUUGAGCGGGACGUGCGCGUCAAGCUAGCUCAUUUAAAGGCUGCUGUAGCAUACUUGCUAGCUAACUCAGCUAGCUUAGUAACUUCCUAGCUGACUGCAGAGUUGGAAUUCAUGUUUUCUUUGCUUCGACUGAGGUGGAGGUUUGAAUAUGGCACAUAGGAAAGAAGUGUUCCAGUCAAAAGUUCUCCAGAAGCUUUACCCUGCCAUCCAAGAGGUGGUGACGGAACAGAGCCCACCACAUAUUGUAGAAGCUCUAGGCAAAAAGAAACCUCUGAAAAGCAAAGCUCGUGGAGAGGGCGCGGCCUCAGGGGCUGCAGUGAAGAGACAGAGUGCAGCUAAACCAGGCAGGCGGAUCUACACGGUCCUUCCUCCUCCUGCAGACUAUGAUAUACAUUCAGAGGAAUCUGUCUCACUACAGCAGCUAAAAAGCAUAAAUAGCGUGGAGGAACCAGCUGAGGGGAACAACCACGAGAGCGACGAAGUGCUGGAUGAAGAGCAAGAGGCAGAGGAACAAUGGAGGAGGAGGAGGAAAAGGAAGAAGAAAGGAACCAUUUGUCAAGACUCUGGGAAUGACGAGGCAACUCCGGGGAGCGAGUCCUGCACAGGUCAGAGUCAGACGGCGGUGGAUGAGGGGGCUGAGCGAAUUAGCAGGAACAAGAAGCGAAAGCUGAAGAAGAAACGGCACAAACAGAAGCUGCUCUCCAUGGGUCUGAUGCCUCGGGCCGCUGCGCUGGAGUUCACGUAUCAAAAAGAUGGAGAGGAGGAGGAGGGGCAGGAGGAAGACGAGAGGAGAGCAGCUGAGGUGUCAGACUUCCUGAGGACAACGAUGGAAAUGUAUUUGUCAGAUUCUUCGUCGCAUGCUUCCACGAUCCCUGACCUGUCUGCUACAGUGGACGGCCUUCUGGGCGGCAUAGACGGCGGAAGCAAACCUAACUCAGUCCUGAAGCAGCUGUACAGUCUCAAGACGUUUGUUCAGCAAACAAAUACAGACAAGCUAGAAAAAGCUCUGAAGGACCUCUGCAGCAACUCCUCCUGCAUGUCUGCAGAGGAAACCGCGGCAGUCGUUACACUCUUCCAGUACUGGAUCACAGACAUUCUUCCCAUGCAGGGCGACAAGAAGACUCGUGCUUUCUCCAACACACCCACGAGACUGCCAGUCUAACAGACGCAGAGACACUACUGAAGAAUUGUUUCUACCAAGAUUUUUCUUUUUGCUCAUACACAGCAUUUGUAAACGAUGGACUUCCUUUCAAUGCAUAAAAUGUUUUAUUAAAUUCUAAAUAUGUCA
Molecule: messenger RNA, 1760 nt
Organism: Oreochromis niloticus (Nile tilapia)
Lineage: Eukaryota; Metazoa; Chordata; Actinopteri; Cichliformes; Cichlidae
Gene: erich1
Product: glutamate rich 1
Exons: 6
Coding region: 621-1634 (337 amino acids)
Source: RefSeq, a predicted model, not a curated record